AUGGCAACUGUCAGCGUAACUCCUCACGAUGAACAAACAUUACCAGUCAAAAUGUACACGUGUAAUUGUGGAAAAGAAUUUCGUGAACAGAGAACAUUUGAACAGCAUCAGAGCAAUGAUUGUAAAAAUCAAAACGUAGAAUGUUCAUUUUGUCGUGAAUCAGUACCAACAACAGAUAUUCGUGAACAUUUGUUAACAUGUGGAAAUAAAACUAAAUUAUGUGAUAAAUGCAACAGAUAUAUUCUUCGUGGAAUAUUUAGUUACCAUUACGAAAAUGAUUGUCAAAAUCCGGAUGAUGAAAAUGAAGAAUCUGCACUGCCAUCCUCACGAGUCAUAGAAAAUCAAAGAUCUGAGAAUGACCAUCGUUCGACUGAUAAUCAAACACUACGUUCACAUAGACUCAUUAAUGAUCGACCACAGAGUUUGUCUUCGUCACAAAUACGACAAGAACAACGAUUAGUUGAUAAUCAUACAGAAAUGGAAUCAAGUGCUAUUAAUCGAACGUUUAACUCACAUUCGCAAACAGAUACGCCUGAUAACCUUGCUGGUAAUCAAACACUACGUUCACAUAGACUCGUUAAUGAUCGACCACAGAGCUUGUCUUCGGCACAAAUACGACAAGAACAACGGUUAUUUGAUAAUCAUACAGAAAUGGAAUUAAGUGCUGUUAAUCGAACGUUUAACUCACAUUCGCAAACAGAUACGCCUGAUAACCUUGCUGGUAUAUCGUCAAAUCGACAGCAACAACAAACUGCUGAUACGCAAAUUAAUGAUAUACACAACGAUAAUGAUCGAAGAAUUACGUGUGAAUACUGUCUCCAACCGUGUUCAUUCAAAGAUUACGAACAUCAUAAGAGACACUGCUUAAGAAAUUCGGACGCAAAUAUAAGGAAUCGAAAACCCACAGAUCAUACAGAUAGUAGACAAGAUGAGACUAAUAUUCCGUGCGAAUAUUGUGAGAAAUUAAUUAACAUAAAUGAACUUCAAGAUCAUACAACUGAAUGUGUCAUGAAUUUAAAUGAUAUUGUAAAUCGAUCUUCGCAUCAACAAUUUCGAACAACAAGAGAUUCAAGCCCAAGGAACGUAUCGACAUCAGCGAGUCGACAUCCGAUCUCACCACAAAAUCGUAGCACAGAUGAAUAUGCUUUACUAAAUUAUCUCCCUGCAUCCAAAAACAGACGUGAUCGAAUCGAUGUAACAGAUAACAGUUUAUCACUUUCAAACAGAAAUAGAACACAAUAUUCGAGUAGCGAGUUUGAUGGUACCAACGAAGCGAAUAAAUAUUCAAGUUUGACAACACCGACUACAGCGAUAACUACGCCAAACGUUGACAAUUAUCAUGAUUUUAGCAAUUCUCAGUACAGUUAUCGAUCACACAGCAUCCCGUUGAGAACACAUGAUAUAAAUGAGAAGUCUGUUUAUCGAUCAUACAAUUCUCGAAGUAUCUAUGACUUGUCACGAGAACGAGAAACUAGUGUAGACUCAUUUCGAUAUAGAACCUACAAUGCCACUUAUCCAACGUCUAACUAUAUUGGUGGUUAUAAUAGAUCUCUCUUAAAUCAAUCUCGAAAUAAUAACUAUCUAUCAAAUAAUUUUUUAAAUGAACGUUUGACAAAAAGUGCUUAUGAUAAACCGCUCACCACUAUCACACGUCGGCCCUUUAUGUCUGCAUAUGAUAAUAUACAUCCGAAAUUACCUUAUUCGUACGGCUACCAUUACACCAGACCUCUGACAACAACAACAGAUCGACACGCAUAUGAUUUACCAUCUCGUAGCUAUCAUGACUCGUACGAUAAUAUCAGACAUGUUCCAAGAAUAAACGAUAGAGUUCUGCCUAAUUAUCGUCUGUCAUCGCCCGUUCCACAAUAUGUCCCAAGAGAUUCCCUUUAUUAUUCAAUGAAAAGUAGAGAUCAAUCUGCUUACAUAAAUAAUGUCAGUAUAAUAGUGCCAAAUUUUAGUGUAUAA
Molecule: messenger RNA, 1965 nt
Organism: Didymodactylos carnosus
Lineage: Eukaryota; Metazoa; Rotifera; Eurotatoria; Philodinida; Philodinidae
Source: the annotation of a GenBank genome assembly